AUGUCUACUGAAAAAAAACCUACGUCGUGGAGUGCAUACUUUGAUGUGACAUCGCCAGAAAAUUAUAGCUUCCUAGGUUAUUAUGAAUACCGGUCAAAACAAGAAGACUUUCUUUAUUCUUUCAGAAAGGAGUGUCAUAGAUUGAAAACAGAUCUCGCUAACCUAAUGGAGAAUAGCUCGGGUGAAAUGAAGGAGAUUGCCAGUCGGCUGGAAGAAGGUCGUAAGUACUGCAUGUUGGGUUGUAAUAAUGCUUCUUGCAGGAAGGAAUCCGCACAACUAAGGGUGACACUUUCGCGCUGUCCACCUUAUCGUCUUCGUGCCUGUUGUGGACAUCGUAAAUAUUAUAAAGACGUUGACAUGUUCUGGAAUCAAAUUGAGAGAACCCAAGCUGAGGCUGAGGCCUGUAGCUCAGUUAUACGAGAUACUACUGAAGCAUUCAAAAAUUCCAUUGCAAGUGUCAAUUCCUCCAUUAUGAAUGUCAAUAACACAAUGAUCAAAUACAAUGAAGAACUUAAGGGUGGUGCCUUAGGAAAAAGACGAAAUUCCGAAGAUUAUGAGGAAAAUCGAAUUUCAAAAAAGCGUCAGAAUAGAUAUAUCACACCACCGUCACGACCCAACUCGAAACCAGAUAGUGACACUGAAGAUCAUGAAGAGGUUUCAGAUCAUGAAGUGCAAGUAUCUGAAAAAGAGAUUUCGGCAGGGAGGACUUUGACUGAUCCUGUUGUAAGUUGGACUUUAUCAACCGGAAAAAACGUUGGUGAGAUAUUAUCUGCAUAUCGGGAGAAAAUUCCUCGUACCAAGGCAUAUCUAUACCCGGCCUAUUUCGGUAUUUUAGAUCUUUCUGGAGAAGAUGUUGAAGUAAAGGAUUUGUUCACGGACGAUGAAUGGAAUGAAAUGAUCGAGGAUUUCGCGAAUAACGUUAAUUUAAGCGAUUUGGACGUCAAACAGGAGGAGCCUAUCUAUGAAAUAAUGGACAAGAUAACAGAGAAAUUGAAGAAGGAGCCAUCCGAUGUAAUAACUGAAAUUGAAGGUUGUGUAAUUGAAGUACGUAUUUCACUUGUAUUGGUUUCUUAUAAAGUACAGGCUCUCAUGACCAUCAUUUGUAGGAUAAUACGAAACGCCUACAAUCUACAACGCUUACGUUUGCCAAUGUCCGAAACUGCAUUUGGUAGCAGUUUCACAAGUAUGAUGACCAAAGGGGUACUUACCUUUGACAAUAUUUACCACUACGAAGAAGGAGAGAUUCAAUCUCUCGCCUCAUCAGUAAUUUCCAACAUGAAAACUAAACCUACCGAUAGAAGCUUGAUCGGACAGAAGGUAGAUUUCCGAAUAAGUCAAGACCAGUUUGAAAUGUUGAUAGGGCUAAGAUCUGGUGGUCUUCCAUCGGCGACAAAAAGCAAAAAAUGGAUUGAUAAAGUGGAUCUAUCAGUCGCGCUACGGGAUGUGUUGAUAAAUGAAGGGAUAGAAAACAAUGGCGUAAAACCGGACAAGUUCCACAAUCUCUUCACUCUCGGCGUUCAUACAUUUAAUUAUAAUUAUAACGUAUACGGAUUAGAUUGGAAAACAAGAGGCGUUUGGCGUUUAGGUCUACUUCAGAAGGUCAAGUUACCUUCAUCAAUUGAUAAUUUGUUAGUUAUAGAGAAACUGAUCAUAUCUUUGAUGCGUGUUGAGGAAACUUUGCAUCAUAUACGGAAAAUUCGUCACGAAAUAUUAAUCGAUAAAGCAAGAUUAUAUCGAACCCGACGAUCAUCAUCAUGUCCAAUGAGUUAUUCCAUUUGUGAACACGGUCGCAUAACUCGUACAAGAAGAGCAAAACA
This is a messenger RNA of Funneliformis caledonium, 1817 nucleotides long. NCBI's taxonomy places the organism in Eukaryota, Fungi, Glomeromycota, Glomeromycetes, Glomerales, Glomeraceae. The record is from the annotation of a GenBank genome assembly.